This is a messenger RNA of Plasmodium relictum, 1302 nucleotides long. Its product is annotated as conserved Plasmodium protein, unknown function. Lineage: Eukaryota; Apicomplexa; Aconoidasida; Haemosporida; Plasmodiidae. The coding region runs from base 1 to 1302 and encodes 433 amino acids. The transcript has a single exon. The record is from RefSeq and is a predicted model, not a curated record.
AUGAUUUUAAAUUCUAAUAAUAGCAUUAUUCUGUUGGUUUUAUUUUUUUAUUUUUUAUUAUUUUGUAAAAUAAAGGCAACAAAGAGUUCCUUAUAUUAUAGAGCACAAUUAAAAAUUGACAAUGGAAAAAAUGUGUAUACUAAAAGAAAAAACGAUGUUGCAUAUAAACUAUUCUUCUUAAAAAAGAAAAAAAAAUAUUUUUAUAAAAAUAAGAGUGAUUUUGAAAAAAAUUUGAUAAACGUUUUUAGUUUUAAUUAUAAAGAAAAUAACAACAAUAUAUUAUAUAACAUUAAUUUUCAAAGUGAGGCAUUAAAAGAAUUAAUUUUUCCUUUUAGCAAAGUCAGAAAAUUUAUUAAAUGUUACAUAUUUGAUUUAGAUCAUGAUUUAAUACAUAAAAAUAUUAGGAAUUUUCAAAAUGAAAAUGAGAUAAAUAGAAUUAUUAUUAGUAAUAAUAAUAAUAAUAAUAGUAUAAAUGAUAUGGAUAAUAACAAUAAAAGUAAUAAUUCCAAUGAUAUAAACUUAAUUAAAAUUGAAAAAUAUAUAAAUCAACAAUUAAUAAAAUUAACUAAUGAGAUUUUAUCUAUGAAAAAAAAUUAUGAGAAAAAAAAAAAAGAAAUGAAAAAUAAUAAUUAUGUUAUGAAAUGGAAUUUUUAUAUAAAUAAAAAAAGUAAUCCUUUAAAAUGCUUUGUUUAUUUAGAUUUACCAGAAGGUACAAUUAUGUUGAAACCCAGUGAAAUAAAUGAUAAAAAAUUUUUAAUUUCUAUUAAUGCAUUAAAUGAGAUUAGAAGAAAUAAUAAGGAAAUAUUAAAAAAUAUUUAUUUUAAAAAGUUUAAUAUUACUUUUGAUUACAUUUAUAAAAAUUGUAAUUUUAUAACACUUCUGGUUAAUAAAGUAUUAGACCAAACUUACUGUAUAAAUUUAUUUACUAUGAUUUCUUUAUUAUCAUCUUUAUAUAUUCUCAACGAUUCUUUUUAUCAGUGUUUUUUAUAUUUGUUGAGUAGUGAAAUUAUUUGGAAUCCUUUUAUUUAUAAUAUUUGGUGUAAUAUUUAUCAUACAACAUUACCAUUGAAACUAUUUAUGUUAAAACAAACAUUUUCUUAUUCCAAAAUUGUAUUUAAUUCACUAAUUGAUUAUAUUAGAUCAAAACUAAUUAAAAUAGAAACAAUUUUAAUUAAUUCUUCUUUAAAAAACAAACUAUUUUUAGAUACAAAAGAAGAUAAUAUGUAUGAUAAACAGAAUUUUAAAAUAGCCACUGAUGAUUAUAAUAUAAAUGAUGAUGAAGACGAAUUUAUAUAUAUUUAA